AAGGCAAAGAAUAUGAGGCAUUUAUUAGCAAAAUUUAAAAAAUAUUUUGUGCUUUCUAACUAUUCAAAUGUUACUAAAAAAUUGAACAUAUUGAUGUCUAAAACACCAGGCCGUUCUGUGAUUUCCAGAAGAGGAAUGACAGGCAACAGUACAUUCACUAAGCCCCUCGUGGGUAUCGUUUCCCAACAUUUUAUUGAUCAAGCAGGCGUGGAUAUAUUAGCUAAAUGUUGCCCAUCUGCGACUUUUGUUUUGAUAGAAUACACAGGUGUUUCACUCAAACAACUGAAAGACUUAGAUAUUUUGAUUGCUGAUCCAGCACAUGUAUGUAAAUAUAUAUUUAAUCUACCAAAGUUAAGAUGGAUGCAGUCAACGUUUGCAGGUGUUAAUCCCAUAGUCGAUCAAUUGCAACAAGAUACGCCUCCCCCAACGUUUGUCCUCACAAGACUUGGAGGUGUUUUUGGACCUCCAAUGGCUGAAUAUGUGAUUGGUCAUAUUAUUGCACGGGAGAGGAAAUUUUCACUUUCUAGAAAAUAUCAACAGGAUAAGACAUGGGGUUCAUGGAAGAAAUUUAUUCAUCGUCCACUUUCCGAGCUAACGAUUGGAAUACUUGGUUUUGGUGAUAUUGGUAAGGAAAUUGCUAAGUACUGCAAGUCAAUGAAGAUGACGGUUAACAUUGUUCAUCGCACUGUUCCUGCUACGAAAAGUUCUUUCGUGGAUGAAAGCUUCUCAAUUGAAGAAUUACCUAAGUUUUUACAACAAUGUGAUUACAUAUGCAAUGUACUGCCCAGUACACCGAGUACAAGAGGUCUUCUUUCUGGCAAUAUUUUGGAAAAUUGUAAAGAGAAAAAGACGGUACUUAUAAACAUUGGUCGUGGGGAUGUGAUAAGCUGUGAUAGUAUUUUGAAUGCAUUAAAUAAUCAAUGGAUUGGUGGUGCCAUUUUGGAUGUGUUUAAGGAAGAGCCUCUUCCAAACGAUAGCGAAUUAUGGACUCAUCCCCAGGUCACUAUUACUCCUCAUAUUGCUGGAUUGACUAGAAAAAAUCAGGUGAUUGAUUCUUUCAAAGAGAAUUUUGAGCUUUUCAAAGAGGGAAAACCGAUGAAAUAUGUCGUGGAUUGGAGCAAAGGAUACUAAGGCUAGUUCAAAAAUUGUACAAUUCCUAAUUCAUUGAGAAUAAUAAUAUAUUUUAGUCAAUGACAAUGCUAAAUUCAUGCGUGAAAGGAAAUCAAGGUCAUGCUUGAUGUGAAGGCGGGGGUAUGUGCAUGUGGAGGUAUAAUGAUGAUCAACGGCUCGGGCCAUAACUAUACAUACUGAAUCUGCCCCAGAAGUAUACGUUUUCAUGUCUGUUCGCAUACUCGCCAUAUCGAAAAGAGGGCUUAAUCAUCAGUUACUAAUCAUUAUAAAAAAAAUGGCUGAUUACAAGUUCAGACGUUUAAAUAACGUGUUAACAAGUUCAUUCUACCACCAUUUAAUGGGUAUCUAAACAAUCAGGAGCUCUUUGAGCACCACUGAUGUAAACUGGGUAACGGCCUGAACUGGAUAUUAGGUAGUUUACGAUCUACGACGCGGAUGGCUCGACGUCGCGCAUGCCAAAUGCCGUUUCAAUUAUGCUGAAAAACCUCUGAGGUCGCUGAUAUUGCAGAUCCAUAUAGCUAUCACGUUGCAGCUGCUUUCAUGUCGUCGAGAAGCCGUGAAAAUGGUCCUUUUGAAGCCAUGCAGCGUAAGAGUGGCAACGCUGUCAUGGGACCACAAGUUAUACCUAUUGUCUCGCGUGUGGUGUUUCUUUGUUUUGCAAAGCGCGUCGUCUAGCUGGCCGCGUCGUGAAUCGUAAACUCCCUAUUGUAUUCUGCAUUAAGCAUCUUGCAAAUUGUACAUAUUAGCAUCUUGCGGUGUUGCGGUUUGGCUGUUAAUUUUUGUGGUGUCAUAAUUUUGCAUGAAAUGGUCUGUGUUAAGAGAGCAAAUGAACCUUCUCAGUUGAAAUAUAUAUAUAUAUAUACGUAUAAAACAUGCGUGGCUGGUGAAUCCGAGGAUAUCCUACGGUAGGAUAUCUGCUUCUUGAAAUAUAUAAACGAAUAAUUGCAAGCUUUCCCGAUAAAAGCAUGCAACAACAUAAGUACAAACAGUAUAGUUGACGUU
Molecule: messenger RNA, 2133 nt
Organism: Dendronephthya gigantea
Lineage: Eukaryota; Metazoa; Cnidaria; Anthozoa; Malacalcyonacea; Nephtheidae
Product: glyoxylate/hydroxypyruvate reductase A-like
Exons: 4
Coding region: 13-1131 (372 amino acids)
Molecular function (GO): NAD binding
Source: RefSeq, a predicted model, not a curated record